AAAAAAAUGAUUGCCAUAUUGUUGCACUCGGUUCUUGGUGAAAGGCAAUGGAAAGACGGGAUUAUUCCUAGAGGACUUGGCGACAUUUGGCUAGAAGAUAUCUUGGGGCCACGCCGACGGAAGGCAAAUUGGCCAAAUUGA
Funneliformis caledonium is the source of this 141-nucleotide messenger RNA. The record is from the annotation of a GenBank genome assembly. Lineage: Eukaryota; Fungi; Glomeromycota; Glomeromycetes; Glomerales; Glomeraceae.